GGCGGGGCCCGCGCAGCGCGGGCGGAAGUCGCGGCGGCCGCGCGUAGCAGCUUCCGCCGGGGCGGGCGCGGUGCGGGCGGCGAGGGAGCGCGGCGGGAGCGGCAGCGGCGGCGGGGGGAGCACGGAGAGCCGCAACCAUGACGGUGGGGAAGAGCAGCAAGAUGCUGCAGCACAUCGACUACCGCAUGCGGUGCAUCCUGCAGGACGGGCGCGUCUUCAUCGGCACGUUCAAGGCCUUCGAUAAGCACAUGAACCUCAUCCUGUGCGACUGCGACGAGUUCCGCAAGAUCAAACCUAAAAAUUCAAAACAGCCAGAGCGGGAAGAGAAACGAGUCCUUGGUCUUGUGUUGCUGCGAGGGGAAAACCUGGUGUCCAUGACGGUUGAAGGACCACCUCCAAAAGAUACUGGAAUUGCCCGGGUACCCCUUGCUGGAGCUGCUGGAGGACCUGGUGUUGGGAGAGCAGCAGGGAGGGGAGUACCAGCUGGAACUCCCAUGCCACAGGCUCCAGCAGGAUUAGCUGGCCCUGUCAGAGGAGUGGGAGGACCAUCCCAACAGGUGAUGACACCCCAGGGUCGUGGAACAGUUGCAGCUGCUGCUGCAGCAGCCACUGCCAGCAUAGCAGGAGCCCCAACUCAGUACACACCAGGGCGUGGGGGUCCUCCCCCACCCAUGAGCAGAGGAGCCCCUCCUCCAGGAAUGAUGGGACCUCCUCCAGGCAUGAGACCACCAAUGGGCCCACCCAUGGGAAUGCCACCUGGCCGAGGGGCUCCGAUGGGAAUGCCCCCCCCAGGCAUGAGACCACCACCCCCAGGAAUGAGAGGACCCCCUCCACCUGGCAUGCGCCCCCCCAGGCCGUGAGAGUUGUGUAAUGUACCUCUGAACUGGGAGAAGACCAAGGAAGGGGAUACACUGAGCAGUACCACCUGUCAGACCUCUGCUAUGUAUAUUUUAUAUCCACUGCUGGUAAUGUUUGCCCUUUUUAAUAAAGCUGGAAAACCUA
This is a messenger RNA of Passer domesticus (house sparrow), 1002 nucleotides long. RefSeq names its product small nuclear ribonucleoprotein polypeptides B and B1 (gene SNRPB). Bases 138 to 860 code for a protein of 240 amino acids. The transcript is spliced from 7 exons. Gene Ontology annotation, biological process: mRNA splicing, via spliceosome. Gene Ontology annotation, cellular component: U2 snRNP; U1 snRNP; U4/U6 x U5 tri-snRNP complex. Lineage: Eukaryota; Metazoa; Chordata; Aves; Passeriformes; Passeridae. Gene Ontology annotation, molecular function: RNA binding. The record is from RefSeq and is a predicted model, not a curated record.